Lycium barbarum (goji berry) is the source of this 1223-nucleotide messenger RNA. Its product is annotated as bidirectional sugar transporter SWEET12-like. NCBI's taxonomy places the organism in Eukaryota, Viridiplantae, Streptophyta, Magnoliopsida, Solanales, Solanaceae. Gene Ontology annotation, biological process: carbohydrate transport. The transcript is spliced from 6 exons. Gene Ontology annotation, molecular function: sugar transmembrane transporter activity. Gene Ontology annotation, cellular component: membrane. The coding region runs from base 113 to 1009 and encodes 298 amino acids. The record is from RefSeq and is a predicted model, not a curated record.
UCUCAUUUCACAGCCAAGUAGAAAACUUGAUUGUCUUUUGCAGCCUAGCAUUUUGGGUGAGAGACAGAGUGCUAGAGAUUUGCAAUUCUUUGGCUAGAACAACAAAAGAGAGAUGGCGGGAAUUUCUGGUCAUUGGGCUUUUGCUUUUGGUGUCCUUGGUAACAUUAUCUCGUUCGUUGUGUUCCUUUCUCCAAUACCCACGUUUUAUAAAAUUUACAAGAAGAAAUCAACUGAAGGGUAUCAGUCAAUUCCAUACGUGGUUGCUCUCUUUAGCUCCAUGCUUUGGAUAUACUAUGCAUUUUUGAAGACCAACACGACCCUUCUCAUCACUAUCAACUCAUUUGGUGUCUUCAUUGAAACUAUUUACGUUGGUUUCUAUCUUUUCUAUGCACCAAAGAAGGCCAGGGUCCAAACAGUGAAGAUGCUCCUAUUAUCAGUGGUGGGUGGAUUUGGUGCAAUUAUCCUGGUUACUCAAUUUCUAUUCAAAGGGGCGGCUCGUGGACAAGUGGUUGGAUGGGUUUGCCUUGUGUUCUCCUUAUGUGUGUUUGUAGCACCCUUAGGCAUUGUGAGACAAGUUAUCAGAACAAAGAGUGUGGAAUACAUGCCACUUCUCCUAUCAGUUUUUCUCACAUUGAGUGCCGUCGCGUGGUUCUUCUAUGGUCUCCUACUAAAAGACAUUAACAUUGCUGCUCCAAAUGUAUUGGGAUUUAUCUUCGGUAUACUUCAAAUGGUGCUCUACGCAAUAUACAGCAAAAAAGAGAAGGACAUCUUAAAAGAGCAGAAACUUCCAGAGAUGCAAAAGCCUGCGGUAAUUGUGGCGGAUGAGAAUAUGAAUGCUAAGCUUCCAGAACUCACACAGGAACAAAUUAUUGACAUAGUGAAGCUUGCAGGUUUACUGGUUCGUACAGAUAAAGUACAGGUUGCCACGUGUCCUCAUGCUACUAAUUGUGGAGUUAAAGCAGCUAAUGUAGAAAAUAUGCCGAAGCUGCAAACUGUGGAAGCCAGCUAAGAUAUAGUAGUAGAACUUCGCUUCUGGAAUUGGUAUUGAUCUUAGAGCAACAUUGCGCAGAUUAAUUGCCAUUAAUUCCCUUGUUUAGCUUUUCCCAAUAUUGAGAUGUGUUUGCACACAAGUUAUCUCUUGUAUAUGAUGCUCAUAUAUAUAUUUCGUGUAAGCUUUCUCUUAGCAUAUGGUCCUAUAUAAAAGAAUAAACUUGUUAUCUUCA